AUGGCUAUCGAUAACCUAAAGCUCAUUGGGGGCAGCGCUGGUGCAAUCCUGUUGUAUCUAUUAUUCUCUAAACGAAACUCCCGUACUUCGAAUCUUCCCCUCCCGCCCGGUCCAAAAUGCUGGCCAAUUGUUGGAUGUAUGUUUUCAAUUCCAAAGGAUGAAGCCAGCUGGAAGUGGUUCGCUCGGUUGGGGAAGGAGAAAGGACAAGACACGGUUAUCGUUAAUUCUCAUCAAGCUGCGAAAGACUUAUUCGAAGGCCGGUCAAGUAUCUAUAGCGAUACACCCCAUUUAACAAUGGCUAGCGAAUUGAUCGGUUGGGAUGAUUUUCUUGGAAUGUAUCUCCGCAGUACCGCUGGUGCUACCGUCGCCAAACUCACCUAUGGAUAUGAAGUCAAGGACGAGUCAGAUGAAUAUAUUGAUAAGGCUGAAAAAACGCUGGGUACGUUUGCGUAUGCCUCCACUCCUGGCAGAUUUCUUGUAGAUUAUUUUCCACUUUUAAAACAUAUCCCAUGGGCGCCUUUCCAACGCGCAGCUGCUGAAUGGAGGGCGCAAUUAAUCGAUUUUGCUGAAGCACCCAUGAAUUUUGUUCGCACUGAAUUGGCAAAGGGGUGUGCCGAACCUUCAUUUGUUUCAAGUUGGCUGGAAAACGCUUCAGAGGAAGAUAAACCUCUCAUUCCAUGGGCUGCAGGGUCUAUAUACUCGGGUGGAGCAGACACGACCGUUUCAGCAGUUUCUACAUUUUUUAUUGCCAUGUUACACCAUCCCAAGGUCCAGGAGGCUGCUCAAGAUGAAAUCGAUCGCAUCGUUGGACCAAACCGUUUACCCAAUUUUACUGAUCGCGAUUCACUUCCCUAUAUUGAAGCUAUAUACAAGGAGGCGCUAAGAUGGCAACCACUAGCACCGAUAGGCAUUCCCAGAAAGCUGGCAUUAAAUCACGACGACGAAAUUCCUGGUAAAUCGCAUAUUAUUGGAAAUGCAUGGAGUAUGCUGCGAGACCCAAAGGCAUACCAAGACCCUGAACAUUUCAAUCCAUCUCGGUUCUUAGCCCCUCGUUCGGAGAGCAAUCCAGAAGAGAUUAUUUUUGGCUUUGGAAGAAGGCGCUGUCCAGGAGCCCCUGUCGCACACUCAUCGGUUUGGCUAUCGAUAGUGCUUACGCUUGCCACGUACGACAUAUCGGCGCUGAAGGCUGAGAACGGUAUGGACAUCCUUCCAUCAUUGGAUUACACCGUAGGCGUGAUAAGAGUGGCCCCGACCCCCAUAUUCAAUCGCACCAUCACAUGGGCGAAAGAACAGGCAACCCGCAAAACCAUACGUACAUGGAAGAAAGCAUGGUACGAGCACUCAGAAUCAGGCAUUAACUCGAAAUAUUACAUACCCCGCCCACCCGCACUCAAACUGCACCCCAUAUUCAACUCAAGCAAGCUGGGCAGGGACAUCGAGUACCGCCUCGUACAAUACCUCACCGGACACGGCCAUUACGGCGAGUACCAUGCACAAUUCCACCACGACGUAGAUCCCAGAUGCGCCUGCGGGGAGUCGGAUGAGACAAUUUUUCAUUUAACCACCUCCUGUCCCGCUACGGCGGGACACAGGGGGAUACUCAGUGAGUUUUCCACCAACAUUGGUGAUCCCACACUGUUUGGCUCCCUUGCAGGUCUCGAAGCAGUCGCAAAGUUCAUAGCCAAGACGGGCAUAGGCCGAAGACGAAGAGGCCCGCAGGCAGCCGCUCAAUCCAUGUAA
Molecule: messenger RNA, 1740 nt
Organism: Rhizoctonia solani
Lineage: Eukaryota; Fungi; Basidiomycota; Agaricomycetes; Cantharellales; Ceratobasidiaceae
Product: cytochrome P450 family protein
Exons: 11
Coding region: 1-1740 (579 amino acids)
Molecular function (GO): monooxygenase activity; oxidoreductase activity, acting on paired donors, with incorporation or reduction of molecular oxygen; heme binding
Source: RefSeq, a predicted model, not a curated record